GAGGAGAGCCGUGGCUCUGCAAAGCGGGAAUCCGGGGGACCUUCGAUCACCCCUCAGAGCAGGCAGGCCGCCGAGGCGCAGGCAGUGGCCAGGCCUCCCGUAGGGGGCGGACCGGCGGCCGGGCGGGGCGCGCGUCCUUCCUGGUUGCUGGCGCGCGUGGGUUCCGCUGCGGCUGUGUCCUGCGCGCGGACUUGCUUCCCCGUUUGUGCAACGCGAUCGAGGGCUAGGUUGAGGCGGAGCUGAUCUGGAAGUCUCUCAUUGGCCACUGUCCUUUCUAAAGAAGUCGCUUGCCUUCCAGAGUCCACCUGCCUGAGCUGCUGGGGACUCUUCGUGAGCUGAGAGAAUGGCCCUCUUCAGGCAGCUGUCCCUGGGUUCCAAGGCUGCCCUGGCGGCAGCCACUGUCUUCGUGUCCAUGAUCCUCUCCCGCUCCUUUCUGGCUGAGGCCCUCGAGCUCCAGGCCUGGCGCUGGCUGUUCCGCCUGCAGCUGGCCCUGUUUGUCAACUCGCUCAUGCUCAUUGGUUCCUUGUACAUCUGGCGGAGCACCGUAAGCAACCUCAGCCAUUCCCCUGCCGUGGACUCGACCUGUUUCCAGCUUUGGAAGCUGGUUGUCAUGGCGUUCCUGGUCCUGGCACAUUCCAGUUUUUUCACCAUGCUCUUCUUGGUGGCCGAGGAACCUCACGUGUUUUCCUUAGCAGCCUACUCCUGCCUGGGUGCUUACAUCAUCAUGGUUUUCUUCCUUUGUAUCUUGAACGCCAUGGAGCAGGCCUACCAGUUCUUAGCCUGGCGCAGCGGUAGGGUGGUGGGCAGCCUUGACAAGACAAGGCACCUGGUGCUCAGGCCUGCCCUGGCCGUGGCAGUGACAGCUGUGCUCAGUACCAUUGGCCUCCUGAAUGCUGCCCAGCCCCCAGUGGUGAAAACCGUGGAGGUGCCCAUCCACCAGCUACCCCCCUCUUUGAAUAACCUCAAGAUAGUGCUCCUUUCGGACAUUCACUUGGGGCCCACGGUGGGCAGGACCAAGAUGGAGAUGUUUGUGAGGAUGGUGAACGCGCUGGAGCCGGACAUCACAGUGAUCGUGGGGGACCUCUCCGAUUCGGAAGCCUCCAUCCUGCAGACGGCAGUUGCCCCUUUGGGCCAGCUCCGUUCCCGUCUUGGCACCUACUUCGUCACGGGUAACCACGAGUACUACACGUCAGAUGUCAGCAACUGGUUCACCCUGCUGGAAUCCUUGCGUGUUCGGCCCCUGCAUAAUGAGAACGUGAAGAUUUCCGCCCCCAGGGGCCAGGACGGCCGUGGGGCCGACACGGAGUGGAUCUGCUUGGCGGGCGUGGAUGACAUAGAAGCAGACAUCCUUCACUACUCAGGCCAUGGCAUGGACCUUGACAAGGCUCUGGAGGGCUGCAGUCCGGAUGAUGCUACCAUCUUGCUGGCUCACCAGCCUCUGGCUGCCAAGAGGGCCCUCCAGGCACGGCCAGAUAUAAACUUGAUCCUUUCCGGACACACUCACGCCGGGCAGAUCUUCCCCUGGAAUGUUGCAGCCUAUCUUCUGAACCCUUUCUUUGCUGGUCUCUACCAAGUGGGCCAGGCUACAUUUGUGUACGUCAGUCCGGGCACAGCCUACUAUGGGAUACCCAUGAGGUUGGGGAGCAGGGCAGAAAUCACAGAACUCAUCCUGUGGCGGGCUCCCUAAGCCUGCCCCAGCGGCCCUGCCCUGCCUUGUCUUUGCUCAGCACCUUUGUCCAUCUCCUGCUCCGGCCCAGCCUUGUCAGCACCCUUUGGCCCCAGCCUGCUGGGAUCAGUGAUUUGCAGUGGGGCUACCUGGCAAGUUCAGGCUGGUUAAACUCUAGAAAAUCCAUUGCUUUUUGGUAGUUCACCUGUGAGUUCACUCAGCCACGUAAAUGCGAACACGCGUUUGUUUUCCAGCUUCGGUAGAGAAGGGCCCUUGUGCAGAGGGUGGGGUGGUAGGAAAGGACACCUCUUGCUCAGACUCAGGGAGGAACAAGAACCCUUGUCUCCUGUGGGUUUAAUCCUAGUUAGGACUUGGGUGGAUUCUGACGUUUCUUGGUCUAGAGACAGUUGGUUUGGGCAGGGACCAGGUUGAAGUCGGGUGACCUUCCCUCUGUGCAUCGAGUUCACCUUUGUUGACAUCAGCAGAACCACCAGAGCACAGGGCCCUUCCCGUCUGGACCUUGAGGCGUUCAGAUUGCUUGGCUUGGUGGCUGGAGAAGCAGUCAUGGGAGUUCUGGUGGGUGAUGACUCCGCGAUCUCUUGAGAUCUCCGCGGCUCUGAACCCUGCUCUGUGUCCUCUUGGAUGCAGAAACCAAGGAUAAUAAGGACAGGCUGCUUCUGUGUUCAGGGUGAGGAAGGGACACGGGAUGUGAUGGGGUGUGUUUGAAGGCUGGGAGUGUGGCGCAGUACCAGAGUGCUUGUCUACUUGGAACUCAAAUGUGCCCGACUUGGAGUUACAAAACAAAACUGUAUGUAAGGUAGAGGGAGAGAGAAGGAGUGUGUGUGUGUGAGUGUGUGUGCGUGCGUGUGUGUGUGUGUGUGUGUGUGUGUAUGUGUGUGUGCGCGCACGCGUGCGCGCGCAUAUCCACACAUACAUACAAAGGGGGAGCUAAGUCCUUCUGAAAGUUCAUUUUAUGGUCCGAUGGUUAAGUAGCUUUAUUGGUCAUGGUGAAUUCAGGAUUCUAAGCACAGAUAAACAUUAAACAAGGCCCUAGAGCCCCAUGUUCCCCUCAGUGGUUUGCGUGUUUGAGGCUGGCUUCAGUUCAUUCAUGGCUAGCUGGGGGGAGGCCGUCUGUUGAAUGAGUCAGGAGCUUGGAACCACCUCACCCCCACCAACCAUCACCCCAGGUUUGGGUCUGUUUUUUUGGUUUGUUUUUGGUGAGAAGCUGAUGUUUCUUGACCACCCAUAGGAAAACUGAAGCCAAUAUGGUUGUGAUCCAGCUCUGCCCCUGCAGGUUCCUUCAGGCCCUGGCUACGAAAUGACAGGUCUUACCUGAUGGGGGAAUUCAAAUCCCUCUACCCUGGCCUUUGGCCACAGAAGCACACGGUCAUCCCUAGGAUUUCUAGACCCACAAGAAAAACAAAGUGGGUCUGGAGAAAUGGCUUAGGGGUUAAGAGCACUGGCUGCUCUUCCAGAGCUCCUGAGUUCAAUUCCCAGCAACCACAUGGUGGUUCACAACCAUUUAUAAUAAGAUCUGGUGCCCUCCUCUGGCCUGCAGGAAGAACACUGUAUACAUAAUAAAUAAAUCUUAAAAAAAAAAGAAAGAAAGAAAGAAAGAAAAGAGACAAAGGGAGCUAUUUGUGCCCUGCCUAGAUUUCUUGGUCUAGCCUUUGCCAGGGGCGAGAGAGAGACUUUGUUCUUCUUAUAGCGGAAAGCCAUUGAGAUGUGCUCAGGACCGCCUGGGUAGCUUAGACUCAGGGCCGAGAGGCCUCUGGAAGGAGGUGCAGACAGAUGCCCUCUACCUGGAGAGGAGCUUCCUGCUGCUUGUGAGGGAGAGUUGAUGAACGACAGUGAGUGACCGUUCCUCCUAGAUUCUUGGCUUUCUUCAGCCCCGAAAUGGUGUAAUUCUUGUAUCUACCUCAAGGCUGCUUUGCUGGAAAAGUGUGGGCACUUAGUGCUCUUCAGAGGCCUGCUGAGGAGUGUGCCUGGAGAGUGAAGAGUCUCUGGAGCAGCCAGGCCUGGGGCCUGUCAGUGGGUGGCACGCUGCCCACCAACCGAGUCCAGAUGUCCGUGUGGUACCUACUGAGAGCUCCUUCCUGUCAUGUGCUGAGUGUCCUGUGCACACUUGCUUUGUCCACCCCCGUCUUCUUCAUCUUCUUGUCCUUCUGGUGUGACAGGGUCUGGGGGGUGCAGGAGGCUACUCAAGCAUCCUUGUCUCCCAGCAGAUAAGGCAUUGACAGUGGACCAUCAGUUUUUAAAAACAUUAUACACCUGUAGCCCCAGUACUCAGUGGGUGGAGACAGGACAAUUAGAAAGUUCAAAGCUACUAGUGAGCAUGAGGCCAUCCUGGGCUACACGAGGCCAUCCUGGGCUACACGAGACCCUGUCUUGAAGAAAAAAAAGAGAGAGAGAGAGAGAGAGAGAGAGAGAGAGAGAGAGAGAGAGAGAGAGAGAGAGAAAUAGCUUUGUCAUGAAACUGACAGUCUCGUCCCCCUCCCACCUCCCGCAGGAUUUCAGUGCCCUGGGAGAGACUUUGUAAAAACCACGAUUUAUUAUUGAUGGGAUCCUAGGAGAGGCCACCACUCAGCCCCAGCUCUUCCAGACCUGCUGGGCACCACCCCUCCACCCUCCAGCCUCACGAAGGUCGCUUUGUUCUUCAUUUCUGGCGACUCGAUCCCUUUUGGGGUCGUGACCGGCCUCUCUGUUCUACUUUUCACCAGAGUGGUUUUGACAUCUUGUGCCACAGGAGCUCUUCGACUCCCAUCAUUCUUGUUAUUUUUACUGGUUCCGUGAUCUCUGGGUCUUUCUCUUCAGGGCCCUAUACUAGGCUUGAUGACGUUAUCUUUGGCCACCCUGGGUCUCAUGGUUGAUACCGUCGCCUUGUGGCCCCUGUGCAUGUCAUCCAUUCUGUUCUUUGUUUUUUUUCUUCGAUGCGCAGGGUCUUGCCAUGUAUGCCAGAUGGUCUUCAACUUACAGCUAUCCUCCUGCCUCUGCCUCCCAAGAGCUGGAUGCCAGGCGUGUGUCACUACCCCUGGCUCCUUCAUCCUCUCUAACUCUCUGUUUCAUCAAACUUUCCUGUUAACAGAGGGGGUGGGAUUACAACUCAAUGGUAGAGAACUUGCCUUGCGAAAUGAGGCCCUGGGCUCAGUCUCAGGAUCAGCAGAGAAAGGAAAAGUUGUGAUCAGAGCCAGUGAGGUGGCUCAGCGGUGACAGCCCCACAAAACCUGACUUCAGUUCAACCCUGGAACCCCAUGGUGGAAAGAGAGACCUGACUCCACAGAACGGUCCUCUGACCUCCCCAUGUAUGUUGUGCCAGGUGUGUGCCCACACAUAACACAAAGAUUACAUGGCACACACACAAUAAUAUGAAUAUUCUCUGAAGAGAUGAUGCUUCCUUAUAAAAGAGAAACAGCUAGUCUGUUCUCAGCUCCUCUCUCUCCUCCUGCUCUGGUCAUAAUAGAUUAUUUCCUUCUUCACUCCCUUCCUGCCUCCGGGUUCUGCAGCAUGCCUGGGUCACAGGUGUUUGUGGAACUUCCUCCUUCCCUCCCUGACUGGUCUCACUAAGGAGCCGGCUGCCCUGAACUUCACACUCUUCCUGCCUCAGCCCCCUGACUCUCAGGAUUACAGACACGUGCUACCAUGUCCAUUCUCUUACCGUCAUGUUUAUUUCUGGGGUACCAGUUGCAGUGUCCCCUCUUCCUUUCUAAAUUCAGUCACUGGAGUGUAGCUAAGGGUUUGUUGAUUGUGGUGUUGCCAAAUAUCUAUUUUGCUUUUCCUUUUGUGCUGUUUUUUUUUUCUGGUUAUUAUUUCAUUGAUCUCUGUUCUCGUGUUUGUUUUGGUUUCGUUGUUGUUUGUUUUGGAGACAGGGUCUCAAUAGGUAUCCCUGGCUGGCCUAAAACUCUAGGAGAUCCUCCUGCCUCUACCUCCUGAGGGCUGGAAUGAAAGGCAUGCAGCACCAUGCCCAGUUCUUUCUCUGAUUUCUCAAGGAACUGUCUUUUUACAAUUUUUUUUGUUUGAAACAAAGUCUGAAUAAGUUCCAUAUGUUGUGUGUGCUAUGUCUCUUUAAGUAGGAAACAUUCCUCUUACACAUGUAUGCAAAGAAGUAGAUGAAAAUAAUUGAGGGCAUUUUUAUUUAAUGUGUUUUUUGUUUUUUGUGUAUUUUAUUUUGUUUGGUUUGGUUUGGUUUGGUUUUUCGAGAUGGGGUUUCUCUGUGUAGCCCUGGCUGUCCUGGAACUCACUCUGUAGACCAGGCUGGCCUCAAACUCACAGAGAUCCACCUGCCUCUGCCUCCCGAAUGCUGGGAUUAAAGGCGUAUGCCACCACCACCCGACUAUGUAAUGUAUAUUUUAAAAUUAAUUUGUGUGUGUAUACAAGUGUGUGUUCGUGUGUAUGUAUACAACUGUGUGUAUGUUUUCGUGUACAGUGCUGAUAUGGAAGUCAGAGGACAGCUUGCAGAAGGUAGUUCUCUCCUACCGUGUGGGUCUCUGGAAUUUUUCAGCUUGAUGCCACAUGCCUUUACUCAACCUUUUUUUUUUUUAAGAUUUGUUUUUAUUUCUAAUCAUGUGUAGGUCUUCGUGUCUUACACGUGGGCGUGUGCACAUGAGUGCUGGUGCCUGAGGAAGCCAAAGGCCUGGAGCUGGAAUUAAAAAUGGUUUUGAGUUGCCCGACUCGGGUCCUCACUGAGCCCUUUCUCCAGCUUCCUAGUUUUAUUUUUUAAGACUAUACAUUUGUCUCUCCAUUUCCCCACUGAGACUAAGCUGAUCACUGGUCAGGAGUACAGGAAGGUCAGGAUCCAGACCCAAGGUGCUCAUUGCUCUCUGUGUCCUCCCUCUUGCUGUCCUCUGCCUCUCCCGUAGCACUGUCCUCUUUUUAGCCAGACCUUUGAAAUGUGAAAAAAAGAAGUUUAACACAAGACGUAUAUGAAUAAACAAAAUUAAUAAAUAGAGAUGUGGGGUAGAGCAGGUAUCUGUAAAUCUGUUCCUUGGGGUAUUGUCACCAUGGACCUCAAUUGCUGCUCUUCCCCAGUCCUUGGGAAGUGAUGUAUGGACCACAGCAGCCUCUGAGCUUCUGGUCAGCUGGAAUCACCGUUGGCUUUCUCUUUGACCAUAAGGGACUAUAGAGGCCUUAGGUGUGCAAAGCCCUCCCAGCCACCUCCCCUCCCUUUCCACAGCCGUGGGUUGCUAGUGGAUAGCUGGGUUUUUCCAACCUGGAGCUGAGGUAUUCCCACCCGGAGCUCCACAGGCCCCUAGGGUGAGUUGACAGGGCUUGUGGAGAUAGGAAUUUCCCAGCUUUCUCCCAAAAGACCUGGAGGCCAAGUUGUGACCCUUCACCUGUGAUGUCACCAGGCUGCUUUUACUCUUUGUUCAAGUCCAGGAACUUGCACAAGGGAUGCAGAUAUAUAUUCAUUUUUAGCCCUGAGGACUAGAACUCUUGGAGGAGAUGUUCAAGUUACCCGUUGAUACCUGUACUGUUACUGUUAAUGUUUUGUUUUGUUUUUUAAAGAGGCUGAUAACUGAAAUAAGAAACCCACACUGGUCACUGUUGGACUCUUGAGGAGGACUGGCCUAAGGGUGUUUUGUGUGUACUGCCUUUUUUAAAAAAUCCUCUAAUAUUUGCGCAUUAUGUGUAUGGUAGGGGCGGGGACUUGAGGGAGCCUGAACAUCCAGUAUGGUUGCUUGGAGUUACGUUUUGUGUCAUAUUCCUGUGGUUGUAAUCUUUGUAAACACUGAUGCCACUACACCCUGCAAGUGUGAAAUAAAGAUGUCUCACUCCUGA
Alexandromys fortis (reed vole) is the source of this 7441-nucleotide messenger RNA. RefSeq names its product transmembrane protein with metallophosphoesterase domain (gene Tmppe). Gene Ontology annotation, molecular function: hydrolase activity. The record is from RefSeq and is a predicted model, not a curated record. The coding region runs from base 344 to 1687 and encodes 447 amino acids. NCBI's taxonomy places the organism in Eukaryota, Metazoa, Chordata, Mammalia, Rodentia, Cricetidae. The transcript is spliced from 2 exons.